Molecule: messenger RNA, 742 nt
Organism: Juglans microcarpa x Juglans regia
Lineage: Eukaryota; Viridiplantae; Streptophyta; Magnoliopsida; Fagales; Juglandaceae
Exons: 4
Coding region: 18-563 (181 amino acids)
Molecular function (GO): zinc ion binding
Source: RefSeq, a predicted model, not a curated record
UGGCUGGUCUUCUCUUCAUGAGAGAUUGCUUCCUUCCUCCCCGAGACCGAAGCUUUGCCCAAAAGAGUAGCCCUAACUUCACUCCGUCAGUAUUGGAGAUUCGCGUCGCUUUGCCCAGAACUGUAAUAAAUUCUGUCCCAACCCUAACGUCGUCGUGCAAGAUGGUGGAGGAGUUGAUUCCGCCCAAAAGAUCAUCAUCUUCUUUGGGUGAUCGUUAUUUGAGAAAUGCUCCAAUAUGUUUAUGUGGGUCGAUUGCACGUCUCAAAAUCUCGAACACCUCAAGAAAUCCAAGAAGACCUUUUUUCACUUGUCCAAAGUACAAUAAGGAGGGAAAGCCAUACUACAACUACUUUAUAUGGGUAGAUUUUGAAGAACGAAAUGAAAGUCCCUUUGCCAGGGAAAGAGAACUCCAGCAAAGAGAGGAAGAAGUCGAAAAGAGAGAGGUUGAAGUCCAAAGGAGAGAGAAUGAACUCCAACAUGCACGCAUGCUACUUUGCGUAUAUUGGGCAUUUACAAUUCUAAUCUCAUGUUGUUUGCUACGAUCAACAUCAAUUGAAGAUUAAGUUUGUAUUAGGGACUUUUUAGAUGUUGUUAACUUUUUGUGUUCUAGUGUAGCUAGACUGGUUACUUGUAAACCUUCUGCAUUAAUAUGCAGUCUUUUGUGCGAAGUUGUAAUAUGCAGUUUCUAUGUCCAACUGUACCAGACUUAUGUUGCAAUCAAUAUAACGUAUUUUCCAUCAAA